AUGGCUUUUGCCAACUUCCGCCGCAUCCUGCGCCUCUCCACCUUCGAGAAGAGGCGAUCCAAGGAGUACGAGCACGUCCGCCGGGACCUGGACCCCAACGAGGUGUGGGAGAUCGUCGGGGAGCUGGGGGACGGUGCCUUCGGCAAAGUGUACAAGGCCAAGAAUAAGGAGACAGGGGCAUUAGCUGCUGCAAAAGUCAUCGAGGCUAAGAGUGACGAGGAACUGGAGGAUUAUAUGGUGGAGAUUGAAAUCUUGGCGACCUGUGAUCACCCAUACAUUGUUAAGCUCCUGGGAGCAUUUUAUCAUGACAGCAAACUGUGGAUCAUGAUUGAGUUUUGCCCUGGUGGGGCAGUGGAUGCGGUCAUGCUAGAGUUGGAUCGAGGCCUGACGGAACCCCAGAUUCAAGUGAUUUGCCGCCAGAUGUUAGAGGCUCUUGUCUACCUCCACAGUAAAAAGAUCAUCCACCGUGACUUAAAGGCAGGCAAUGUACUACUGACCCAGGAUGGAGAUAUCAAACUCGCGGACUUCGGAGUGUCUGCCAAAAACAUUAAAACUUUGCAGAGACGAGAUUCCUUCAUCGGGACCCCUUACUGGAUGGCCCCUGAGGUGGUGAUGUGUGAAACCAUGAAGGACACUCCCUAUGACUACAAGGCCGACAUCUGGUCCCUGGGUAUAACGCUGAUAGAAAUGGCCCAGAUAGAGCCCCCUCACCAUGAACUCAACCCCAUGCGAGUCCUGCUGAAGAUUGCCAAGUCUGACCCUCCCACUCUCAACUGCCCUUCUAAAUGGUCCCCAGAGUUCAAAGACUUCCUGAAGACGGCACUUGAUAAGAACCCUGAAACUCGGCCAAGUGCAGCACAGCUACUGGAGCAUUCCUUCGUUAACAAGGUCACCAGCAACCGAGCCCUGCGUGAGCUGGUGGCGGAGGCAAAGGCCGAAGUGAUGGAUGAAAUCGAAGACAAUCGGGAGGAAGGAGAAGAGGAUGAAUCAUCGGAACCUCUAUCUCCCUCUGGGACUCACAAGCGAGGCCCCUCCGAGGUGAGUCAGCUGAGUUUUGAGGGAGAGAAACCUCCAGAAUCCCCCUCCCCACUGGAGAUGAAUGGACCCAAAUUAUCCGUGGAGCCGGCCAAGAAGACUGUAGACAGGCAGAGAAACAGACUCUCAGACGAAGGGAUCGGCAGCGAGAACUCCAUGAAAACCACCAGCAGCUCCGAGUCGUCCGGGACGGAGUAUAGCAGAACAGCCCCCAGCAGCCAGGAAGAGCCAAUCACCAACCCCCAGUCAGGACUGUUGGAUGACAAGGUUAAUCCAAUGGAGGAGAGAAGCCGCCAAAGCAAGCACCUGGAGCCAGUGAACAAAGAGCGUAAAAGCAUUGGGAACUGGCCGGAGAGCAGCCACCUGGAAAAUUCUGCUGGGGAAAAACUUGCCAAUGGGAAUUUGGAUUCUCCUAUUCAGUUUGCCAGCAGUAGGUCCAAGAGGGAUUCGGAUUCUGGCAGCACUUCUGCUUCGGAAAGCAUGGACCUCACCAUCUCUCUGUCUGCUGAUCUGUCCCUUAACAGGGAGAGUGGAUCGCUAUCCCUGAAGGAUUCCAGGAUACACAACAAGACACUGAAACGGACCCGGAAGUUUGUGGUGGAUGGAGUGGAAGUGAGUAUCACCACCUCCAAGAUCAUCAGCGAGGAUGAGAAGAAAGAUGAAGAGAUGAGAUUCCUCAGGCGCCAGGAGUUGCGGGAGUUGCGCCUGCUUCAGAAAGAGGAACACCGGAACCAGACCCAACUGAACAACAAACACCACCUGCAGCUGGAACAAAUGCUGAGGCGCUUUGAACAAGAAAUGACGGCAAAAAAGAAAUUCUAUGACACUGAGCUGGAGAACCUAGAACGUCAACAGAAGCAGCAGAUCGAGAAGAUGGAACAAGAUCACUCGUUACGCCGGCGGGAAGAGGCAAAGCGCAUCCGUGCUGAGCAGGAACGAGACUACAACAAAUUCCAGGAGCAGCUUAAGCAGAAGAAGAAGGAGGUCAAGACCGAAGUUGAGAAGCUUCCCCGGUAUGUGCGCAAGGAGAGCAUGAAGGUGAAGACAGAGGAAUUUGUGCAGAAGAAGCAAGUCUUGGAACGAGAGUUUGUAGCCAAACAGAAAGAGGAUCUGGAGCUGGCCAUGAAUAAUAUUACUAUGCAGAACAGGAAGGAGAUCUGCGACAAGGAGCGUGAGUGCCUGAACAAAAAGCAGCAGCUCAUGAGAGACCGAGAAGCCUCCAUCUGGGAGCUAGAAGAGCACCACCUACAGGAGAAACACCAGCUUAUCAAGCAGCAAUUGAAGGACCAGUAUUUCCUCCAGAGACAUGAGCUGGUCCGGAAGCAUGACAAGGAGCGAGAGCAAAUGCAACGUUAUAACCAGCGAAUGAUAGAACAACUGAGGAUUCGGCAGCAGCAGGAGAAAGGUCGUCUCCCCAAAAUCCAGAGGAGUGAAGGGAAGACCCGCAUGGCUAUGUACAAGAAGAGCCUCCACAUAAACUCCAGUGGGAGCAUGUCAGAACAGAGGGAGAAGAUAAAACAGUUUGCUCAGCAGGAAGAAAAGCGGCAAAAGGCAGAGCGGCAGCAGCAGCAGCAGAAACAUGAGUUCCAGAUGAAGGAAAUGAGUGCCCAGUGUGAGAGCAAUGCGAACGAACUGCAGCAACUGCAGAAUGAGAAGUGUCACCUCUUGGUGGAACAUGAGACCCAGAAGCUGAAGGCCCUGGAUGAAAACCACAACCAGCACCUGAAGGACUGGCGGGAUAUGCUGAGGCCACGGAAGAAGGCUCUGGAGGACGAGCUGAACCAGAAGAAGUGGGAGCAGGAGAUGUUCUUCAAACUGAGCGAGGAGGCAGAUGGUCAGACCCCAGCGUCCCCAAACAAACCUGUCAAGUUCGUUCCCUUCAGCUCUGCAGAGUGCUCAUAA
Molecule: messenger RNA, 2937 nt
Organism: Emys orbicularis (European pond turtle)
Lineage: Eukaryota; Metazoa; Chordata; Testudines; Emydidae
Gene: STK10
Product: serine/threonine kinase 10
Exons: 19
Coding region: 1-2937 (978 amino acids)
Biological process (GO): protein phosphorylation
Molecular function (GO): ATP binding; protein serine/threonine kinase activity
Source: RefSeq, a predicted model, not a curated record